Messenger RNA from Biomphalaria glabrata, 12143 nucleotides. Its product is annotated as atrial natriuretic peptide receptor 2-like. Gene Ontology annotation, cellular component: membrane. Gene Ontology annotation, biological process: receptor guanylyl cyclase signaling pathway; intracellular signal transduction; protein phosphorylation. The record is from RefSeq and is a predicted model, not a curated record. The transcript has 23 exons. Lineage: Eukaryota; Metazoa; Mollusca; Gastropoda; Planorbidae. Gene Ontology annotation, molecular function: guanylate cyclase activity; peptide receptor activity; protein kinase activity. Bases 3103 to 6957 code for a protein of 1284 amino acids.
GCACAAAACGUAAGAAGAGAGGACGUAGAGGAUGAAUACGAGUUAAGUGUAGAAGAAGAGGACAACGAGGCUUCCUUCCACCCAUCGUAACAGGCAAUGUUAGGUCUUUACAAAAUAAGAUGGAAGAAUUAACAGGUUGCUGUGAACAUCUGUAUCAAUUUAGAGAGUGUUCCUUAAUGUGUUUCACUGAAACCUGGCUCAAUGAUACGAUACCCGACUCUUCUGUUGAUCUUGAUAAAUUUUACGUUUAUAGAACAGACAGAACAAUUAACAGUGGGAAGUCAAAAGGAGGAGGACUCGCAAUCUAUAUAAACAAGGAAUACUGCAACGCCAAUAAUGUGAACAUCAGGAAUAAAAUUUGUGACCCUAACAUUGAACUUAUGUGCGUCACACUUAGGCCUUACUACUUGCCUAGAGAAUUCACCCAGGUGUGUGUUGUUGUUGUGUACAUACCACCGACGGCUGACACAGCGACUGCGUCGGAAAUAAUUUUUUAUGUGCUUCACAAUGUACAAUCAAAACACCCGGACUCUGUUUGUAUCGUAAAUGGAGAUUUCAACAACCUAAAUAUUGACAGCACACUGCCAAACUAUUGCCAGUAUGUCUCCCUCCCCACAAGGCAGGGUAGAACGCUCGACAAAUGCUACGUAAACAUUAAGCAGGCUUACAAAUGUAAAGGUUUGUUCCCACUUGGAGAAUCUGACCACGGGCUUGUCCAUCUUAUACCAAAUUACAAACCUACUCUUAAAACUACAAAGAGAGUUAUAAAAACGGUCAAGAUGUGGUCUGAAGAGGCUGUAGAAAAACUACGAUGAUGCAUUGAGAAAACUAACUGGGAAAUCUUUAUUGAAAACUGUCCAGACAUAAACGAACUAACAGAAACUGUUAACUCAUAUAUAUCAUUCUGCGAGGAGUUAACAAUUCCAACAAAAACAAUACAAGUCUAUUGAAACAAUAAGCCCUGGAUGACCAAAAAAAUCAAACACCUUAUUACUGAAAAGAAAACAAAGUAUAAGGCUAGCAACGAAGAGUUUAUUAAUGCUAAAAAUAAACUGAGAAAAGCAAUAAUUGAAGGGAAAAAAACGUACAAAGAAAAAAUUGAGAAUUUCUUUGCCAAGAACAACUCAAAACAAUGCUGGGAGGGAUUAAAGAAAAUAACAGGCUGCGCCUCAAAACGAGAACAAAUUUUAGUGGCUGAUGAUGAGAAAUUCGCCAACGAACUAAAUUAUUUUUAUUCUCGUUUUGACAAAGAAGAUUUUGUUGAUCUACACAAAGAACUUUUCAACACUCUGUCCAAAGGAAAACAAGAGCCCUACGUCAAUUUUGUAACUGAGUAUGAAGUGACCUUGUUAUUUAAAAGAGUAGACGUAACAAAAGCUUCUGGACCAGACAAAAUUAGUGGCAAGCUGAUCAAGCUAUGUGCGGAGCAAAUCUCUUUUAUCUUCUGUCAUAUCUUUAACCAGUCAUUGCAAACGCGCGUAAUUCCAAACAUCUGGAAAACUUCAGAAAUCAUACCAGUGCCUAAGAAACCAAAAAUAGAUUGCUUAAAUGAUUUCCGCCCAGUAGUACUAACACCUAUUGUUAUGAAAUGUUUUGAAAAAUAUAUGCUUAAACAACUUGUAGCAAAAGUCAAUAACAGCCUUAGACCCUCACCAAUUUGCAUACAAAGCAGCUAGAGGAACUGAGGAUGCCAUUCUAUUGCUUUUGGACCAGCUUUAUAAGCAUCUCGAUAUACCCAAAACAUAUGCACGAGUCCUCUUAGUAGAUUUCUCCUCGGCUUUCAAUACCAUACAGCCACAUCUAAUGAUAAACAAACUGAGUAACUUAAAUGUAAGCCCUUACUUACAAGCUUGGGUUCUAAACUUUUUUAACCCAACGGCCCCAGUAUGUUAAAGUCAACAACACCAAAUCGUCAACUCGAGUACUAUGUACGGGUGCUCCACAAGGUUGUGUACUUUCUCCUGUACUAUACACUCUUUACUCUAAUGACAUAAGAAGCAUCUAUGACUCAGUUAAACUCAUUAAAUUCGCUGAUGAUACUGCCAUAGUCGGUCUUAUUUCAGGAGACGAAACUCAGUAUCGAAGCUCGAUAGAAGAGUUUACAAACUGGUGCACCGACAACUUUCUAGAACUGAAUGUAACAAAAACUAAAGAACUUAAUAAUAGAUUUUAGAAAGAAAAAACAAACUAUACGUGAACUGCAAAUAAACACUACAUCUAUAGAACAAGUAAAGCCUAAAUAUCUAGGCCUUAUCAUCAACAACAAGCUUUCAUGGGAAGACCACCUUGGAACUCUGACAAAGAAAACAGCCCAGCGACUCUUUUUUCUAUACAAACUCAACAGUUUUAAAUUAAACAAGAAGAUCCUUGAGACAUUUUACGGCGCGACUGUACAAAAUCUGCUAACAUACGGAAUAAGUUGUUGGCAAGGCAACGCCUCAUCUAAACUGUUGCAACGUCUAGAAAACAUUUCAAAAAGCAUCAAAAAUUACACUCACAACAUUAUCACAUUUAAAGGAACUUUUUGAACAAACGUGCCUAAGAAAAAUCGAAAAAAUCUUGGAAGACAACGGCCACCCGCUCCAUCAAGAACUACGCCAGGUCGUCGCGAAGUGGGCUACUGCUGUCAAUCAAAACAAGAACGGAGCGGUACAAAAAUUCGUUCGUACCUCACUCGGUCAGACUCUAUCACCGCCACUCAUUGAUCAGGGAACAUGAAAUGCACCAAGAUACCCGUGUGUAGUCGCUGAAUGAACUCUUUAUGUUGUCUGUUGUAUUUAUGUGUAUUUUUCUGAUGUGUUGUCUUUAUAUGAGAAACGAGUCCUUGUAAUCACAACAAAUUUCCGUAAGGAUCAAUAAAGCAGUCUUAGUCUUAGUAAUGCAAAAGAAAAAAAAAGUUAGAGAUCUUAAGGAUCUGGUCAUCUUUCUGUCACUUGAGAGUUAGUUGAACUAAAAACUAGGAAGGAUUGAGUUGUGAAUGCCGGACAUUUUCACACUCUAGUCAAAAGCCUUCCAGAUGAUAUCAUCUCCUAUUUUCUCCUGACGUCUGCCGACCCUGUAGACCAUCAGAAUUUCAUAUUGACGAUUUAAAGUCAAUCAGUAAUGUUUUUUCUAGAAGAAUUUUCAAAAUCACUUUCUGGAAUGAACGUUGUCGCGAUGUUAGCAUCCCACUGGAAUAUUCCAGUAUUUGGCUGGGUUUCCAAUGACUUAUUUCUUGGAAACAAAACUAUUUAUUCAACAUUAGUUCGUGUCAUGGGACCACUAGACCAGUUCUCCCACACAAUGACCUAUGUUGCCUCUGGAUUCAAAUGGAAUAGAUUCGCCUUACUCUAUGACAAGUAUGAAGUCUAUAAAGCUGUCUACGACGCCAUUUCCAAGUUUGUUAAAGACCAGAAGAAAAUCGUUGCCUCGGAUAGCGAAUUGUCUUCGAGCAUGUCUGAGCAGGAGAUUGAAGAUGUUUUUCUCAAAGUCCGAAGAUACGCUCGAGUGCUUGUGUUUUCUGUGCCAUGGAUGGACAUGAGGAAGUACAUGUUGGUAGCUCAUAGACUAGGAAUGACUGAAGGAGAUUUUGCUUUUAUAUGUAUCAACUCAGAUAUCUACUCGCGAGCAGAAUUAGAUCGUGAUGUUCUGUCGGAUCGUGGCUGGAGAAGAAAUGACUCAAAUGACAGUGAUGCCAGGAUAGCCUUUGAAUCAGUUAUACAUAUUUUUAUGGUGGCUUCCAAUCUAGAACUGUACAGCAAUUUUGAGAUAUUUGUUAAAAAGGCAACAAAUGUUACUCAGCAUUACUGGCAACUACCAAAUGGAACAGAACAUUUUGAUGCCUAUGCUCCAUUUAUAUAUGAUGCCACAACACUGUGGGCUAGCGUAGUGAACACAACCCUAUUAGAAGGAGGUGACCCAAUGAAUGGCACACGUAUCUGUGAGCUGACCAAAGAAAUAUCAAAAACAGGUAUUACUGGUAAAUUAGUCAUGAACAAAAACUAUGAUAGACUUGCCAACAUCUGGUUUUUGGAUAUGGGACUUGAUGGAAAAUUUGCAGAGGUUUUCAAAAUAACAAACAGUCUAUAUGGAGGUUUUGUUGAAUCUUCUGACAUUGCCAAUGUUAUACGAUGGAGAAACAGACCAGAUGGUAAAGACAGUGCACCACCAGACAUUCCAGUCUGUGGUUUUGAGGGAGAACUCUGUAAAAAAGAAGAAGAAGCAGUUGUGAUCCCUGAUUAUACAGCUUCUAUCAUUGGUGCUGCUGUUGGAUCUUCUUUUGUUUGUAUUAUUGCAGUGGUGGUUCAAGUCUUUCUCAGACACUACAGAAGACGUCAGCAGCUUGAAAGUAUGAUCUGGCAAGUCAAGUUUGAGGAAAUAGAUUUUGUCACAGCAUUGUUAAGUGGAAGUGUUCGUUCUAGUUUUAGAAAUCUGGCACGAAGACGAGCUUCCAGUAGCAAGAAAGUCAACAAACAAAAAAAUAUGGUCAAUGCAAUCAACUCACUAAGUGACCAUGAUGUUGUGCCAGGUUUUCAUCAUUUAUUUGAAAAUGGAUCGGUCAUGUUUGGAUCUGUGGCUUACCUUAGAGGCAGUCUUGUGUCUGUGAAAAGAAUCAAUCAAGAAAGUAUCAGUCUCACUAAAGAUCUUCUUCAACAGCUGAAUAAGUUGAUGGAACUGAAGCACCAAAACAUUACAGCAUUUGUAGGAGCUUGCAUUGAUCCUGGGAGAAUUCUUUUGUUAUGGGAAUACUGUCCAAAAGGAAGUCUACAGGACAUCAUCUGGAAUCAGAACAUUAAACUGGACCAAAUGUUUAAAUUUGCUAUUUGUCAAGAUGUGGUUAAGGGUCUGGAAUAUAUCCAUAAAAGUUCAGUUGGUUACCAUGGGAAUUUGAAGAGUUCCAACUGUGUAGUGGACAGCAGGUGGACUUGUAAACUGACAGACUUUGGUGUGCCCAAGUUAAGGGCAGUAAUCAAAUCAUCUUUAAGUGAGGACAAUCUUGAAAGAGAUUUAUGGACAGCACCUGAAAUUUUACGAGUUGAAAAGGAAGUUGAUUUGCAAAAGUCAGACAUUUACUCCAUUGGUAUUAUUUUUAAAGAAGUUUUCACUAGAUCAACAGCAUUUGUUGAAUAUAGCUUCUUGACAUCUUCUGAAAUAAUUGAGCGAAUUAAAAAACCAGGGGAGACAAUCUUUCGGCCACUCAUCAACAGAGAAGUCAAACAGAACCUAGAGUUGUGCCAGGUGAUCUAUGACUGUUGGGCUGAAGAUCCUUCGAGUAGGCCUUCCGCUACUAGACUGGUGAAAAUUUUAAAUCGUCUUAAUCCAUCCAAGCAUAUGACAAUGAUAGACAAUAUGUUGGCUAUGUUAGAGAAGUAUGCCAACCACUUGGAAGAGCUGGUGGCUGAGAGGACAAGUGAACUAGAUGCUGAAAAAAGAAAAACGGAAAAUUUAUUGUACAGAAUGCUACCACAGUCUGUAGCAGAAGAUCUCAAACUUGGUAAACCAGUGAAAGCUGAGCUGUUUGACCACGUGACUAUUUACUUUUCAGACAUUGUUGGUUUCACCAAGAUCUGCUCAGAAAGCACACCCAUUGAAGUGGUCAAUUUACUGAACAGCCUCUACACUCUUUUUGAUGAUAUCAUUACUGGAUAUGACGUUUACAAGGUUGAAACCAUUGGUGAUGCCUACAUGUUGGCCAGUGGUCUCCCUACAAGAAAUGGAGCUCAACAUAUCAAGGAGAUCGCCAACGUAGCUUUAGAACUAUUGGCGUCAACAGUCAACUUUACCAUCCCUCACCUUCCAGACCGGAAGUUAAAAAUAAGAAUCGGUAUUCACACUGGCCCAGUUGUGGCCGGAGUUGUUGGCCUUGCCAUGCCAAGAUAUUGUUUGUUUGGGGAUGCCGUCAAUACUGCUUCAAGGAUGGAAUCAACUGGACUUCCGCUACGUAUCCACUUAAGUUGUUCUGCUAAAGAAAAUCUUCAAACUUUCUCUGGCUAUCACAUUGAAUAUAGAGGAGAAAUUGAUGUGAAGGGAAAAGGUAAAAUGCAAACCUACUUCCUUACUGGAAGAGAUGGAUUCUAUAAGUCAUUACCAAACCAUGAUGAUACAGAUGAGCCUAUGGCAGAAAAGGUUCAAGUACCAGUAGAACAUAACUUGUGUCUUCAGUCCCUAGAACGUCACUCACACCUAACAUGCAUUGAAGAUUCUCACUCAUAUAAAGCAAAAGUUGACAGAGGUGACAGUGUCAAUAAAAAAUCGUGUGUCAGUAUGUGGCAUGGUGCUGACACUAGAGAAAGAGACAACACAAAUGAAGAACUAGAACACUUGGAGGCAGGAACUCAUCAAGAUUCCACUCAGACAGAAGACACACAUGAAAGAACUCGUCAAGAUGCCACUCAGACAGAAGACACACAUGAAAACAGUGCAACUGAUUCUAAGACCUUGCAAACUGAGCCUGUGACUCAAAUGAAAACGCCAAGUGAUAAAGUGUCCAAUGUAGACAUUGCAUUGAUCAGCACAAUGCAAGACUAUAAACUUACCCAAAGAGAAAGUGAGAUUCAAACAAGUAGCCCACAUCAAGUCAAGAAGUCAUGCCUUAAAUCAGCAAAAGAUGAAGCAAAUCACACGUUGAACCAUCACUUACAAAAACUGAACGUAGACUUUGAGAGCAACCCAUUAGAACAUUUGUUUGGGCCAAAGUCCAGUAACAUCAUAUACAGUAACCACAUGAACAACUCAGAGUCUGGGGUUCCCCGCUCUUUGGAUAUAACUGCUAAUAUAUUUGAACCAAUUAGAAAUGGACUAAAAGCCUUAGAGGAAAAAUAUGGCGCCAUAAAGACAGCACCACCAAAAAUGGAAAAUACAGAAUUCAGAAAUUCUCCGAGUAGUUCCAGGUCCUCGUCUCCUAAACCCGACUUUGGUUUGUUGAAAGAACAGGUGACUAGCAGAAUGAAGAAAGUGAAUGAAAGCACUUCCUUAUGAUUGCCAACUGGAAGUGGGAGGAUCAUUGUAGACUUAGCUUAACAAAAGAUGCACGUUGAAAGAUUUGUUCCUAUUGUUGAAUCAAGCCUCCUAAGAUGAAAGAAAUGCUUGAUGCUUUUCAUAUCACAUUUUUCAUUCAAAUUAAAAGGCAAUUAUUGCCUAAUCUGUAAAACAUUAAAUUACAAAACUAUUUUUUUACUUGGAGUUUCAAAUGGAGUAAAUAUUGAAUUGCAAUCCAUUGUCUCCUUUCUGGUGUGAUAUUGAUGUAUCCUCCAAAGGCAGACAAUGGUUGCACAGGGCUAAAUGGCCUAAUGCACUCCUCAAUAAUCAUCAGACUUGAAGACAAACCUUAUUAUUAUUGUUAUUAUUAUUGUCCUAGAAAUGAAUUAACUUUCAUUCUCUUGCACAGCCGGGGUCGAUAUCGAGCUUGGUUAAAGGGAAACGAAAUUCGUUGUAGUCCCAUUAACAGUGUCCAUUGAGACAUUUUCUUGUCAGGUCAGCAGCUGUACUGCCGUUUGACAGGUCGUUUCAUCUCGAAACUUUCAUAUUUUCUUUGUUUUUCAAUUUUAGUUUUCCUUAUAGUGUAGGAAAGUGGUACGGCGAUGGCAAUGAUGGGUGCGGAUUUUUUUUUUCCAAAUAAAAAAAACAUUGGGGUAAUUAAAAUUAGCUCUAUCCCUGUACAAUAGGUAAUAUAUUGACUCCUGAGGGGAGUACUUGUAAUGAUGCGUCUCUUUCUUGAUCAGAUUAUGUAUCACAGCCAGGUGUUGAUGUAUUAGUUUCGCUACUAAGGUAAGCAGAUUCGGCUGAAUAUCCUGCCAUUAAGUGUUCUAUUGACUCACACGCUCUCUGUCAUUAAGUGUUCUAUUGACUCACACGCUCUCUGUCAUUAAGUGUUCUAUUGACUAACACGCUCUCUGCUCUGCCGUUAAGUGUUCUAUUGACUCACACGCUCUCAGUCAUUAAGUGUUCUAUUGACUAACACGCUCUCUGCUCUGCCAUUAAGUAUUCUAUUGACUCACACGCUCUCAGUCAUUAAGUGUUCUAUUGACUCACACGCUCUCUGUCAUUAAGUGUUCUAUUGACUCACACGCUCUUUGCCAUUAAGUGUUCUAUUGACUAACACGCUCUCUGCUCUGCCAUUAAGUGUUCUAUUGACUCACACGCUCUAUGCUCCGCCAUUAAGUGUUCUAUUGACUCACACGCUCUCUGCUCUGCCAUUAAGUGUUCUAUUGACUCACACGCUCUUUCGGCAUUCGUUUACAACAUCGAGUUUUAGCUUUUUUUUUGUUAAAUUUGAGUUCGACUAGCUUGGUCCUAUAAUGUUUCAAGGUAGAGAUGACCUGCUUCAAGUCAUACUAAGGAAAUAGACUUGUCAAUCUUGUAAUGGAAAUUUUCCGUGGAGUGUUUUGUUUUUCCAAUGGCGAUCAUCUCAUGAGUUAGGUCAUCUAAACCAAUAUAUUAGUAAAGUAAGUUGAGUUAGGUCAUCUAAACCAAUAUAUUAGUAAAGUAAGUUGAGUUAGGUCAUCUAAACCAAUAUAUUAGUAAAGUAAGUUGAGUUAGGUCAUCUAAACCAAUAUAUUAGUAAAGUAAGUUGAGUUAGGUCAUCUAAACCAAUAUAUUAGUAAAGUAAGUUGAGUUAGGUCAUCUAAACCAAUAUAUUAGUAAAGUAAGUUGAGUUAGGUCAUCUAAACCAAUAUAUUAGUAAAGUAAGUUGAGUUAGGUCAUCUAAACCAAUAUAUUAGUAAAUUAAGUUGAGUUAGGUCAUCUAAACCAAUAUAUUAGUAAAGUAAGUUGAGUUAGGUCAUCUAAACCAAUAUAUUAGUAAAGUAAGGUUCACUUUUCAGACCUUGCCAUCUAUAGGGCAGAUGAUGUUAAAGACAUCUGUUUCUUUUGCCAAUGGUUAACGAGCCAUGUGGCCAGAACAACGACCAAUUGCCUUUACUUUUCCAAACUCAAGUUGGGUACCCAUUAGAGUUGGGUGGACUCAGGGGGGCCCUUAAUAUCCCGAAUUUCAAAAUCAAUUUUUUUGGUCAGAUUCAUUGGGGUAGCCUCAGAGUCGUAUUUGCUAAGGAAACAUAUUAGUUCAUUGCGUGGAAUAUUGAUAUUAUUUUGAAUAUUUGCGUCUUACACAGUUUGUUUAUACAAUCUAGUCCACGGCCACAUUCCUACCUAGGGAGAUAUAACCCUAAGGUGGAAGACUUUUUGAUAGUCUUUGCUUAUAUCUAGAAAGAAAGUCCUCUUUUAGGUUUUUUUUAGAUAACUGUGGCGUUCUGGUUAAUUCCAGAUAUUUGUAGAGUGCAGCAGAGUUCAAUUUCUGAAUGCCUUCAAUUGUCAUGUUAGUAUUGACUGCUUUGCUCUUUUUAAUGCUUACCACACUUAUCUAGGUUAAAAGACAUACAGAUAUCGUCACUGAAGUGUUAAAUGGUUUUAAUUAAUGACGUAAUUUUAGUUCCGUUUCUGCUCCUAUUUUUGAUUCCUCCAUGUACAGAGGUAAGACAACAGUUUGUGUACAUCUAGUGGCAACCCAGACACCGUCUGUAGUUACAUGGAGCAAUUUAGAUAAAGGGUUGAUGGGUCAAAACCAGAGCGGAGAUAAUUACCCUUUCUUAUGUGGAAAAGAAACUAAUGCAGAAAGAGUUUACAAAAAGUAUAUAAAAAUUAAACACUUAACCCAAAAAGUAAGCAGACAGCUGCAGAGUGAAUACAUAAACAAUACAUAAACAAUGUAAUAUCUAAAGACAACAACAAAAACCUAUGGUCAUACAUUAAGUCUAAGAAAAUGGAAACAACAGGCGUAGCGCCAUUAAAAGAUGAACAUAACAUAAUACAUAAUGAUAAUGAAACUAAAGCAAACAUUCUAAACAAAUACUUUGCAUCAGCAUUCUCAGCCCCAGGAGACAAAGACAUAUUACUGAAUUUGGACCAAGUAGACAACAUAGAAGAUAUAGUAGUACAAGAAAAUGGAAUUCAAAAACUAUUAGCCAACACCAAACCAAAUAAAGCUUCUGGACCUGAUGGUAUUCCAGCUAGAUUACUCAAAGAACUAAGUAAUGAGCUAGCCCCAGUGUUCAAAAUACUUUUUCAGGCUUCACUUAACCAGGGCAGAGUACCAAAGGACUGGAAAGAAGCUAAUGUCACCCCCCUAUUUAAAAAAGGAGAAAAAUCUGACCCAGGAAACUACAGACCAGUAUCACUUACCAGCAUCACAUGUAAAAUCCUAGAACACAUAAUAUGUAGCAACAUCAUAAACCACUUAGACAAACAUAAUGUCCUCACACCAUACCAACAUGGCUUUAGGAAAUAUAGAUCAUGUGAAACACAACUAAUAGGACUAAUUGAUGAUUUUUCAAAAGGUUUAGAUAAUAGUGAACAAAUAGAUGCUAUCUUACUAGAUUUUUCUAAGGCUUUUGACAAAGUUCACCACCAUAGUUUGCUUAAAAAAUUAAAAUAUUUCGGCAUUAAUGGUCCACUGCAUCAGUGGAUUAAAGACUUUCUGAUAGGGAGAGAACAAACUGUAAUAAUAAAUGGCUCUAAAUCAACACCGAUAACAGUAAACUCAGGUGUACCUCAAGGAACAGUCUUGGGUCCACUACUAUUUUUAAUUUACAUAAAUGAUUUACCAAAUUGCAUUACUUCAGGAACAAAAGUCAGAUUAUUUGCAGACGAUUGCAUAAUAUAUAGAACAAUAAAAACAACACAAGACACAGAUAUUUUACAAAGAGAAUUAGAUGAAUUACAGAAAUGGGAAUCAAAUUGGAGCAUGUCUUUCCACCCAGAAAAAUGUCAGUUGUUAAGAGUAACAAAAAAACUAAAACAAAUUAAUUCCACUUAUCUUAUUCAUGGCAAACCAGUAACACAGACUAAAAACGCAAAAUACCUAGGUGUUAUAAUAAAUGAAAAACUGUCAUGGAAUCCACAUAUUGAUGAAACUACAAAAAAAUGAAACAAAGCAUUAGGAUUUAUAAAAAGAAAUUUCUAUAUAUCAAAUAAGAACAUAAAACUAAAAUGUUAUUAAACCUUGGUUAGGCCAAUAAUAGAAUAUGCAUCCUCUGUUUGGGACCCCUCAACUCAAGAAAACAUUAAGAAACUAGAACAGACACAAAAUAGAGCAGUGCGAUUCAUAACAAACGAAUAUUCACAUUUGACUAGAGUAACACCUUUAGUAAAAUCACUAAAUUUAGAAAGCCUUCAGGACAGAAGGCUCAAAAAUAAAGUAGCAAUAAUACAUAAAACACUGAACCAUAAUCUUCAAAUACAAAAACAAAAUUUAAUAAAAUACUCUGAAAGACACAAAGAUAAAGGCACAUUCCUCGUCCCAUAUGCUAGGACAAAUUUGUACAAAUACUCCUUCUUCCCUAGUGCUAUUAGAGCAUGGAAUGGGUUGCCUGAGCUAGCCAGGAAAACCAGUGACUUGGCAGAGUUUAAAUCAUUGGUUAAUAUGCAUGACUAAAUGCAUGACGCGUAGGACGUAAUCAUCUUCUUUUUUGAAGUAACGUCUGUAUUAUAUAAGAUAAGAAGAUAAGAUAAGGACAGAACCUAAUUUAUCACCAUUAAGAUGUAGGUUUAUCUUCCCAUUAUCCAUACACAAUCUCUUCAUUCUUGGGUUAAUUAUAUAGAUUUCCAGGGUUAUUACAUUUUUAUGAGAUUGUUUAUAUACAACUAACACGCAAGUGGUCGGGCGGUAGUCCAAUGGUUGAUUCCAAUCACCUUUUUGGGGGAGGAGAGAUGUUCUUCCUUCAGUUUGUUCUGUCAACAUAGAUGACGGCUGUGAUAGCAACUCGUUAAAACUUUGAUGUUAAAGGUACAUGUGUGGCUUCUUCAACCCUAAACUGUAAACAUUGCCUAGGAGCAGUCCAGUUGCCAGUUUGUUUGAUAUAGGUCGGCGUGACUUCCUGAACUGUGCAUUCAGACAAUUUUAUUAUUUGUAAUUAAUUAAGAUUUCGCCUAUUCAGUCCACCUCAGCGUUGUAGUGAAGAUUGUAGAAGGGGGGGGGGGGGUCGCUACCCGGUAGUUAGUGAGUGUGUCUGUUUUUUUGUGAUAUCAAUACUUUUAAUAUUAUUAACAUUAUUAUUUUAUUAUUGUUGUUAUUUUUAUGAUUAUUAUCACAAAUGUCAUGCACAAAAUUGUGUCCAAAAAGAAGGGAGGAAAAUGUUUCAAAUAAAAAUUUCGAAUUUUUUAAAUGUAAA